This is a messenger RNA of Anopheles coustani, 1189 nucleotides long. RefSeq lists its product as uncharacterized. Bases 65 to 1084 code for a protein of 339 amino acids. The transcript is spliced from 6 exons. Lineage: Eukaryota; Metazoa; Arthropoda; Insecta; Diptera; Culicidae. The record is from RefSeq and is a predicted model, not a curated record.
AAGUUUGAUAAAUUUUCUUCAUUUUAAAGAACAAAACUGUGCUAUCGAAACGAAUGACGACACCAUGACUAACAACAACCAACAAUACCUAUCGAUGGUCAACCAAUUGUGCGGUAAAAAUCGUGAACUGCAGUCCUUGCGUAAAUCAGGAGUUCUUUAUCGACGUGCCGCGCGUUUGCUGACCAAAUCCGAUCAUCCCGAGAGCAUCGUGAAAGUAAUCACCACUUCUGAUCCGCAGUUGCCAUCUGCGUCGAAGCAGAUUGUCCUGUUUCCUUCUGGUAGUACUGGUAAAAGCCCGUUGGAAGAAACAGAUGAAACGUUUUUUCUCGAGGUUGACGAUUAUGAGGUGCAAGGAGAUUUGGAUAACAUUACGGCCGGCCCCAGUAAACCGCAAGUUACAAAUUCAACCACAUCUUUUACUUCAACAUCCGGUACUGCUAGCACCGCAGCUACCAGACCAAGGCAAACCGUAGUGCUGGCAUCUACUCCCGCCAAGGUGUUGAAGAACAUAAAAUCUGAACCCGAUAACACCGCAAUACUUAUAACCAAACAAAUGCUCCGAGAAACGGUAAAUGAAGCUGUAAAAGAAGCCAUCAAACCUUUACUCAGCCGACUCACUACGAUCGAAGCAUCGAUAGGAUCAGUCUUCAAGGCGGUCGUUACUCCACCUACGGGUAGUAAUCAAUUGGAAGCCUUCGAAUUUGUACAAAUUGACAGCGCUCAAGGGAUUGAAGAAUUCAACCAGCAGCUGGGAGAAAACGAGGAGUUCUUCAAAGAUGUCCUCAAUUGGCUGCAAGCGCAUAUACUCGUGGCCGAUAGCAGAAAAAGGAUGUCAAAGGCUUUGAAGGCACUGUUCACGCCGGAGGUUAUGUGUUGCAUAUCGUGGACGGGACGAGGGACGAAGGGUGUGAAACUCGCCAUGUCGCGGCAAAGGGCUAUAAUAGAUUUGUUUAAAAAAAUAGGCACGACAGUCCUAUCCAUUGUAGACGAGCGUACGGUAGCCGAUUUUUUCAUUUUAAAAUUAAGAUAUGCGAGCUUUAAUUUGACCAGAAAGCUAAACAACACCCAAAGUGAUGAGAAUUGAUUGAAUUGAUGCGAAUGUAAGGAAAGGCAAUACAUUGGUUCAUUUUCUUCGAGAUCGAUAUUAUGUUACUGAUUAUUUUUAAAUUAAAAUAAAUGAUUUUCCACC